Molecule: messenger RNA, 2751 nt
Organism: Galendromus occidentalis (western predatory mite)
Lineage: Eukaryota; Metazoa; Arthropoda; Arachnida; Mesostigmata; Phytoseiidae
Exons: 3
Coding region: 1-2751 (916 amino acids)
Molecular function (GO): nucleic acid binding
Source: RefSeq, a predicted model, not a curated record
AUGACCUACAAUCAUCCUUCGAAUGCAGACUUGGAGCGUUAUCGGCAACCCGAAGAGGGAUUGGAUCAAUGGAGAGUGAAAAAGGCUUUCCUCGAGAAGAAUUGGGAUGAGUUUCCCAUGGAACGUCGCCCGAGACUGAUAGCCUUGAUGCACUGUUUUCACAACAUUCACGUAUGGGGAUGCUCAUAUCCUCUCGCGGUGAUGCAGGAGGUGCAACGACUCUCUGGAGGUCUGAUGACCACAAAACCCAAGGCCUCUAGGAAGCCCGAUUUUGUGAAAAUUAACUUCGUCGCCGCCACCCCGACUUUAAAUAGAUUCCAAAUCUUAAAUGAGGAAGAAAAAAGGGAGGUGGGGCAGGCAAAGCUGUCGGAAAAUGAGGGCAAGGAUAAGAACGAUGUUUCGAAAGCUUCCAAAAGGGAACGGAAGCGAAAGAAGAAGAAGAAGCAGGCUCCUGAACCUACUGAUUGUGAGAUGGAAGUGGUCGAGACUGCGGAUGAUAUUGCUGAAAUCGAUCAACCCAGGUGUGGUCUAGGAUUCAGCCGCAGCUUGACAACGAACAGCUCCACCGAGAGCGAUCCAAAACACGAAGGAGGCUUCGUGUUCGGCAAGAAAGACGAUUACAUAAAGAAACUCGGCUUCGUGAAGGCGACCGAGGCCAACGAGGGGUUCCAGUUUGGCAAGCCCGUCCUAACGAAUCAACUACCUGUUCUCGAAACGGGAGUUUUCCAAUUCGGGGUGGAUAAGAGCAGCGCAAACAAGCAAAGUUCCACCGAGGAGUUCUCAUUCGGUAAUGUUCGCACUGAGAGGCUGAAAUCUUCGGAGGAUCUCCGACAGAAAUUCGAAGACGCUUCGCUACAAGAAGCGACCAGUGAACCCACGGAGAAUCAUUCAGACUCAAAAGCUGUUAAUGGAACGGAUCAGUUCAAAAUCCUCGCGGCUCUAGAGGCGGCUAGAAGUGCCCUGAGGAAAGUCAGGCCCCCACUGGCCCAAUCUCGAGUCGAGUUCUUCAUGCUCCAAGUCAACUUAGUCACGCAGGGUGAAAUAAAGGUCUCCAGCGAUGCCGCCGGCCAAACGACACUGACGUACCAAGGGGCUCUCGUUGCCAGCGGUCCGAGCGAACCCGCGGCCUACGAGGAUUUCCGGGGGAAAAUCCUGAGUUCUGAGCCCUGGCAGGUUUCGUCGCGAGGACCACAUCUCAUCCUCGAAUCUGGGGUCCCGGAAGUGUCGCCGACUCCAGCGAAACGAAAGCCCAGGGCCAAGGCGUUUUUCGAUGGAGCUGCAUCCUCUGGAAGGACAUCCUUUCCGGGGGAUGGGUUUAAAAAUCCCGCGCUUCCGUCAACGGGAGAUUCUUUGGGUAGCCCCGCGAAUCUGUCCACUGGAGAGAAGUCUCUAUCAGCCGAAAUUCCUGCGAAUACCACAUCCAACGCCAACUCCAAAAACGCACAGAGCAGACCGCUGACCAGAGUCGCGCAAUCGGAGAUUCUACGCAAUCUGGACACGGUCCGCAAACUUUUCUGGAACUCGAAUUUCAUGACAAAAAUCGAUAUGCUCGGCGGUUUUGAAAAGGAUCCAUUCGUGGCUCUCAACAUGGCAUUCCAGAUGGCGGUUCUAAAACCUGUCCGGGAAGCUGAAGUCGCGACGUCAUCAUGUAAAUUUCAUAUCUCAUCUUCCGGGGAUCAGAAGAGUUGUAUCUUAAGAGUUCACGGCGUCGUCGUGACGGAAACCUCCGCGAAAUCGAGAGGGGACGCGAGGAAGUUGGCCGCGCUGCAUUUUCUGAAUCUCUUGCGCUCGAGGGCACAGUUAAGAAUCGCUUUCGAGAACGGGGAGCACCGAUUGCUCAGUCACGGAAAUCCGGGGCCGGAUCUCAAUCCAAAACUACAAAGGAACGUUCAAGCACGAAGCAACACCCUGAUGUCGUCGAAGCCUUGCGGAUUGGAGGGUUUGUUCCUGGUGAAGUCUGCGCAAUGUAAUUCGGAUCUGCGCGCCAUCCUCGACAGAUCGUCCCACGCUAACGAUAUCCCACCCCCGGUUUUCACUCAUACCCUCGAAGGGAAGGAAGAAGUGUGCCGUCUGAGCCUGUGCGGAGGCAAACUGGAGUUCGAAGGCCGAGGGGACACGAAAGCCGGGUCCAGGGACAGGGCUAUGCAUACGGCGCUGAAGACCUUGAUCGCGAGUUGUCCAACGAUCCUCGUGGGUUCCAUGGCGGCCGACACAAAUGAGUUCUCGAGGGAGACGAUGCCGUUGGGGACCAACACUAAAAGUGUGGCUGACGGCCUCAAUCGGAGGCUCACCCAGGACAAUGUGGGCUUCCAACUUCUGGAAAGGAUGGGCUGGAGUGGAGGGAGUUUAGGCGGCGGGGGAGGACUGAUAGAGCCCAUCAUGCUCCAAGACCACUCCGGGAACCGUGGUUUGGGUUAUUCCAAAGCAGAGGGACCCGGGAAGCGCUUCAGAGCUAAUAUAUAUGCGAGACUGCGGGAAUUCCUGAGAGAAACCGAUGUCUUUCAAGAACUGAAAUUCAGUCCAACGUUCAGUAAUGACGAACGCAAGCAGAUUCAUACAAUCGCCCGAGAGUUAGGGCUCAGGAGCAAAAGCACCGAUCGACCCGAGGGUCGUGUACUCUGCGUCUCUCACAACAUUGAUUGGAGAAAGAUUUUUGAAAGUCUGAUGCAGCGGGGCGGCAAAAUCGGGAAAUUCCAACUCCUUCCACCCGGAUCGUGGUCUGUCCCGGAUCCGUCGAGGAAUUCUCAGUGA